GCCUGCACUGCUCCACCAUUUCUUUUUUGGUAGAAGUGAGAGAGACAGAGAAGGAAACCACCUGCAGCACUGCUCCACCACUCAUGAAAGAAAAUCUCCUUUGCAGGUGGGGACCCGGGAAUUGAGCCUGCCUCCUUGAGCAUGACUUCUGUGAAUAUUAAAUUGCCACUUAAUGUGAUGUCAAGAAAUAAUUUGGAGACAUCUACUUGUAAAAUGACAGAUCCAUUUAAUUUUGAGAAAAAUGAAAGCAAGCUUCCACCACAUGAUUCUUUAAGAAGUCCUGGAGGACAUCCUAACCACCCUAAUUUCAGGUUGAAAAGUCCAGAGAAUGGAAAUAAAAAGAACAAUUUUUUGCUUUGUGAGCAAGCCAAGCAGUACUUGGCUAGUCAGGAAGACAGUUCAAUAUCUGCAAACCUCAAUGGCAUCAAUGGAGAAGUGACUGAAACCAAAGGAGACAAGAAGACAUUGCUAGCAGGAAAAUCAGUGUCACCAUUAAAUGCUGGAAAUAAUUCACCCCCUAAAGAACUAAACAGUAAGCCCAGCAACAAUGUGUCUCCUGCAAAGUCUAAAAAAAUACACAAGUUGGUUGAGAAUUCUUUGUCCAUAAGUAACCCAGCACUCUUCAACUCCUUAGGAGCGCCUUUCCGGUCAACAACUUGCCAUCGUUGUGGCUUGUUUGGCUCGCUGAGGUGCUCCCAGUGCAAACAGACAUACUACUGUUCCAUUGCCUGCCAGAGGAGAGACUGGUCAGCACACAGCAUUGUGUGCAAACCUGUCCAGCAAAGUUGCCACCAACUUGAAGAAAAUAAAGCAUCUUUUGAGACAGAGAAUGAAAAGAUGGAAACUGAGAAUGACUGUCCACCUGGAACUACUAAAGAAGUGGUCACUUGCAAUGAUAAAAUAAUGUUUUCUGAUCUGAGAAGUCUACAGCUCAAAGAAACCAUGGAAAUUAAGGGAACCGUUACUGAGUUCAAACACCCAAGUGACUUUUAUGUACAGCUAUAUUCUUCAGAAGUUUUAGAGUAUAUGAACCAGAUCUCUGCAAGCUUAAAGGAAACUUAUGCAAAUAUGGUGCCUGAAGAUGAUUAUAUUCCUGUUAAGGGAGAAGUGUGUGUUGCCAAGUACACUGUUGAUCAGACUUGGAACAGAGUUAUAAUACAGGACGUUGAUAUGCAGAAGAAGAAGGCCCAAGUGUUAUAUAUUGAUUAUGGAAAUGAAGAGAUACUUCCAGUGAACAGAAUUCACCAGCUAAACAAAAGCAUUGAUUUGUUUCCUCCUUGUGCCAUAAAGUGCUUUAUAGCAGAUGUUAUCCCAGCAGAAGGGAACUGGAGCAAUGAAUGUAUCAAAACUAUUAAAUCACUGUUAAUGGAGCAGUUCUGUUCUCUAAAGAUUGUUGACAUCUUAAAGGAGGAAGUGGUUUCUUUUGCUGUGACUGUUACGCUGCUUAAUUCAGGAAAACUUGUAGACAACGUGCUUGUAGAAAUGGGAUAUGGCUUGAAACCUAAAGGACAAAACUCUAAGAAGCAGAGUGCAGAUGAAAGUGACCCUGAAGUUGUUUCAAAAGUAACAGCCGAAAGCAAAAUCGUUGUUGACAGAAGUGACCUAAUUCCCAAAGUGUUAACUUUGAAUGUAGGUGAUGAGUUUUGUGGUGUGGUUGCUCACAUUCAGACUCCAGAAGACUUCUUUUGUCAGCAACUGCAAAGUGGACAUAAGCUCGGUGAACUUCAGUCAUCCCUUAGCGAGUAUUGUAGCCAAGUGUCUCCACGCUCGGAUUUUUAUCCAACCAUUGGUGAUAUCUGCUGUGCUCAGUUCUCAGAGGAUGAUCAGUGGUAUCGAGCCUCUGUUUUGGCUUAUGCUUCUGAAGAAUCUGUGCUGGUUGGAUAUGUAGAUUAUGGGAACUUUGAAAUCCUUAGUUUGACAAGACUUUGUCCCAUAACUCCUAAGCUGUUGGAGUUGCCAAUGCAAGCGAUAAAGUGUACUCUAGCAGGAGUAAAGCCAUCAUUAGGAAUUUGGACUCCAGAAGCUACUUGUCUGAUGAAAAAUGCUGUACAGAACAAAAUGAUCACAGUGAGAGUGGCUGACAAGACAGAGAAUAGUUCUGUGGUGGAGCUUGUUGAUAUAUCUGUGACACCUAAUGUCAGCAUUACCAAAGUUCUCAUGGAUGCAGGCUUUGCAGUGGGGGAGAAACCGGAGGUGACAGAAAAACCCAGAGACCUGAAAGAAAACAGUGUUCCCUUGGGUAUAGAAGAAAAAGCAAAUCCAUUGGAGUGGACAUGGGUUAAACUUUCUGUAGAUCAAACAGUGGAUGUUGUAGUCUGUAUGAUAUAUAGUCCUGGAGAAUUUUAUUGCCAUGUGCUUAAGGAGGAUGCUUUAAAGAAACUCAAUGAUUUGAACAAAUCACUAGCAGAAUACUGCCAGCAGAAAUCACCUAAUAAUUUUAAGGCAGAAAUAGGGCAACCUUGCUGUGCUUUUUUUGCAGGUGAUGGCAAUUGGUACCGUGCACUCAUCAAGGAGCUCUUGCCAAGUGGAAAUGUUAAAGUACAUUUUGUAGAUUACGGAAACACUGAAGAAGUUACUGCAGAUGAACUCCAAAUGAUCUCAUCGAAAUAUUUAAAACUUCCAUUUCAGGGGCUACAGUGCUGGCUAGUAGACAUUCAGCCUAAAAAUAGACACUGGAGUAAAGACGCCAUAGAAAGAUUUCAGACAAGUGUUUCUGGGAUAAAGCUCCAAGCCCGGGUAGUUGAACACACAGAAGCUGGAGCGGGGCUUGAACUCACAGAUCUCUCCACGUCUUACCCCAGAAUAAUCAGUGACACUCUGAUUGAGGAAAAUCUGGUGUUACAAGUUAGUUCACCAAAUAAGGACUUGGCGAAAAGCAGCCCUGUCAAUAAACAGGAUCUUCAGGCUGACACUACAGAGUAUCCAGUCAUUUCUUCAACUACUCAUUGGAGAACAACAGAAUUGCCAGUUAAUAAAACUGUACCAGCAAACAUUCUAGAAAUCAUUAGCCCAAACUUAUUUUAUGCCCUACCAAAUGAGAUGUCAGAAGAUCAGGAAAAACUAAGUAUAUUGACAACUGAAUUAUUAGAAUAUUGCAGUGCUCAGAAAAGUCACUCUGUCUACAGACCAAACAUUGGUGAUGCAUGCUGUGCCAAAUACACAAUGGAUGAUAUCUGGUACCGUGCCAUUGUCCUGUGGACAUCAGACACUGAGGCCAAGGUUCUUUAUGCAGACUAUGGAAACAUUGAGACGCUGCCGCUCUCGAGAUUGCAGCCAAUCUCUGCCAGCCACUUGGAGCUUCCUUUCCAAGUCAUCAGAUGUUCCUUUGAAGGAUUAAUGGAAUUGAAUGGAAGCUGUUCUCAAUUAAUAAUAGAGCUACUGAAAAACUUCAUGUUGAAUCAGAAUGUUAUGCUUUCUGUAAAAGAGAUUACUAAGAACAUUCAUGUAGUGUCAGUAAAGAAGUGUUCUGACAAUGGUCCUGUCAGUAUAACUGAUAAGCUGGUGACCUGUGGUCUGGCGAAAAAUACCACCUCUAAAAUGCAGACUCCUUUAAAUAAAGAAAAGUUUAACAAGACUGAUUGCUGCUGCACUGAAUUACAGAAACAGGUUGAAAAACAUGAGCAGAUUCUUCUCUUCCUCUUAAACAAUCCAAUCAGUCAAAAUAAAUUUAUUGAAAUGAAAAAAUUGUUAAAAAGUUAAAAACAGUGUCUCUCGGAAGUAAACACUUGUGAAAAAAGGAAACUUCAAAGGCUAGAUUUAGGAGAAAAAGUACCGCAUCUUUUGUUUGUUUGGAAGCUUUUUUUUUUUUUAAUGCCUCUGUUUCUGUUCGCUUAUCACUCUUCCAUUAGGUUGGGCAGUUUGAUAUUUUUUUCCCUCUAAAUUAUUUCUUCCAAAUAAGUCUUGCACAGUAGAUUCAUACCUUAUAUUGGGAUAUUGGGGAAACAUAUCUAUCUAUCUAUCUAUCUAUCUAUAUAUAUAUAUGUGAUUUCUGCUGUAUAUAAAAUGUGUCUCCAUGUUGAUAGCAAAUAAAUAUAGUUGAUGGAUACACAGCCUUUAUUAUUUUCUGUAUGUCAGAAUUAUUAAUAAGCCUAUUCUCCCUGUCAUCAUUUGCCUCUUUCACAUAAUAAUAAAUGCUGUUUACACCUCCCUGCUUUGGUUUCUGCUCUUUUUCUGUCUGCUCUGAGGUCUCUGACUUCUUUCUCUCCACUUUUUCUUGACUCCUUUUUCCUUUGAGUCCAUUGUUGCACUCUCCACCAUUCCAACUAGGGCAGGAACUUUUCUCUUUUAUGGUAGAUAGAAUUUGCCAUUUUCUGAAGUGCAGAUAUGUUACCAGGUGAAAUUCAUAAUCUGAGUUGGAGUAUUUUUCUUGGAUGGCAUAGUAUAAGAUCAAAGAAGAUGCCACCAAACUUAAUAGAAGAAACCUGUAAUACUGAUUUUUCUGCUAAUAUGUGUCAGUUAAUCUGUUAGUUUAUGUGGAUUUUUUCCACAUAAAAAUAUUAAUGGGCUUCUGUUAAACAAAAUUUAUACUGCUUUGCUCAAUAAAUUUGUUUCAGUUCA
Messenger RNA from Erinaceus europaeus (western European hedgehog), 4557 nucleotides. It is a transcript of the gene TDRD1, whose product is annotated as tudor domain containing 1. Lineage: Eukaryota; Metazoa; Chordata; Mammalia; Eulipotyphla; Erinaceidae. The transcript has 26 exons. Bases 142 to 3699 code for a protein of 1185 amino acids. The record is from RefSeq and is a predicted model, not a curated record.